UUGUAUCUUUUUUCAACCAUACCAAAGUCAGAAGGAAUGGGUGCAUAGUCCGAAAGAAAUGCGAACAUAAGUGACUUGUAGUGUAACCAUUAGAAUUCCAGAUCAUUUUUGUCAUUAAAGAACAUAUCACGUGACUAACCACGGGUCCGGGUAGUCCUGCGGGUACCUUGGUCCUACUCAGUACCCACCCGACCGGGGUUCCCGAGUUACCCGUCCCACCCCUAGUCGGGGAACUAUAUUGGAAAUAACUUUUGUCAGUGAUGUGUCAAUUUUGGAAAUGGCCUCCAUAUACCUAUGAUAAUUAUUUUGGAAAGCUUUACUGAGGCCUUGAAUGUUGUAAUCUUGAUCAAUAUGGGAUAGUGGUGUAUAGAGUUGAAAAAUCAAAUGUUUUAACAAAACUGAACUUGGUCAAGCAAAUCCUUUGAGUUUUUGAGAAUCCACAUAUUAUUUAUUCACAUGUCUCAAAUACAUUCUGUGAAUAUAAGUAAAGCCCUUCCUUGAUUGUGCUAAGGAUUAUGGUUACUCUUGAGACAGAGAUUUGGUGGUACAUUUGCUUAACCCACCAAUAUAUCUUAUUCUGUACAUAUUUUUAUGGAGCUUUGGAGUCCAGUACAAAAGAGGAAUAGACAUGUCUUCAAGUUUUAGUCAAGCCAAAAGUGGAUAGUACUGAUGGAUGUUUUGGCAGAUUUCUUUCUCAGUUAAGAACAUUCAACUCUUGACUCAUUACAAACAGAAUUGCAUAUUUACUUGUGGUUACUUUACAGACAGCUGCCGGGGGGAUAUGUCAUCUUUCUGAUGACUCUUGUUUUACUCUGUAUAUUUUUGUAGAAAUGUUGGGGUUAAUUGGGAUAAUGAUCAAGAAAAAUAUGUUCUCAAUUUUUAAUUAAUUUUGUACUGUGACAUAUAUCAUUUGUACAUAAUUGUGGAACACAUCCAUGUGUAUCCUGUUUCUCACAGGAUGAGACAAUAGUCAUUGCCCUUCAACAAAUGAUAGUUAUCAUGUUUCGGCGCUUUGUGUGAGGUUUUAGAAAGUUUAUUACACAUGACACUUGUUACCUACUGGAUAUGAAUAUGUUAUUAUCAGUGUGUUGAAUGUGAGAAAAUCAUUUACAGUAUCAGGUAGUGUAUCCUGAUACAUAUCAAAUCAUCAAAUUGUGUUAGCUCCCAUCCCUGGUUGUUAUUGGUGGUGUUCUUGUGGAAACAUCUUAAGGAAAUGGAUUAUGCACGACUCUUUUAUGUUUUCAGUGAACACCAUAACACCCACAAGUUAAUAAUGGAAGUACAAAGCCCACCACAGAAUCCAGGCUCUGAAACAUGUGUUGUCUUGGACAGUGAGAGAGAUUUGCUGGAAACAGAUGAUCUCAGGAAAAACACUGUUUCUGACGUGAUAGAAACAGGUGAUCUCAAGAAACAGGAGGGAAUCAAGCCUGAUCAGUGUGUUGUAUGUGGGAAAGAGUUUAAAUGCUCAAGUAAACUGAAGGCACACAUGAAGAUUCACACUGGAAACAAGUCUUAUCAGUGUGGUGAAUGUGGGAAACAAUUUAGACAAUCAUAUAACCUGCAGAGACACAUUAGGAGCCACAGUGGAAUCAAACCUCAUCAGUGUGAUGAAUGUGGGAAAGAAUUUUCAGAGUUAGGUAGCGUGCAGAGACACAUGAGGAUUCACAGUGGAAUCAAGCCUUAUAAGUGUGUUGAAUGUGGGAAAGAAUUUGCGCAUUCAGAUAGCUUGCAGUCACACAUGAAGAUUCACAGUGGAAUAAAGCCUUAUCAGUGUGUUGAGUGUGGGAAAACAUUUACAGAGUCAGGUAACCUGCAGAGACACAUGAGGGUUCACAGUGGAAUCAAGCCUUAUAAGUGUGUUGAAUGUGGGAAAGAAUUUGCAUAUUCAGAUAGCCUGCAGUCACACAUGAGGAUUCACAGUGGAAUAAAGCCUUAUCAGUGUGUUGAAUGUGGGAAAACAUUUACAGGGUCAAGUAACCUGCAGACACACAUGAGGAUUCACAGUGGAAUAAAGCCUUUUCAGUGUGCUGAAUGUGGGAAAGAAUUUUCACGAUCAUGUCAUCUGCAGAUACACAUGAGUAUUCACAGUGGAAACAAGUCUUAUCAGUGUGGUGAAUGCGGGAAACGAUUUACACAAUCAUAUAACCUGCAGAGACACAUUAGGAGUCACAGUGGAAUCAAGCCUUAUCAGUGUGUUGAAUGUGGGAAAGAAUUUUCAGAGUCAGGCAGUCUGCAGAGACACAUGAGGAUUCACAGUGGAGUCAAGCCUUACAAGUGUGUUGAAUGUGGGGAAAAAUUUACAUAUUCAGAUAGCCUGCAGUCACACAUAAGGAGUCACAGUGAAAUCCAGCCUUAUCAGUGUGGUGUGUGUGAGAAAACAUUUACAGAAUCAUGUCAUCUGCAGACACACAUGAAGAUUCACAGUGGAGAGAAACCUUAUCAGUGUGUUGAAUGUGGGAAACAAUUUGCAAAAUCAGGUGGCCUGCAGAGACACAUGAGGAUUCACAGUGGAAUAAAGCCUUAUAAGUGUGUUGUAUGUUGGAAAGAAUUUACUGAGUCAAGUAACCUGCAGAAACACAUGAGGACUCACAGUAGAAUCAAGCCUUCCUAGCAAUGUUGAAUCAAUGUUUAUACUUCAUCGAUAUUGAUAUUUUGGUCCAGAUCCAGGUCCAUUAUCACUCAAGAGAAUUAAGGCUGCUUUGAAUCAUCCUAGCUGUUUUUGUUGAGCAGUUUGUUACAUGGAUGCAUCUUGGGCUCAACACCAUCAGCCAGAGACUAAUCAGUCAAAGCAGUGAAACGUCUGACGUCUCCUUUGGGCAGCUUACUGGCUAAAAAGUUCUUUGUCACGCUAAAGAAAUGGGUUCGAUUCCCAACAUGGGUAUAUUGCCAUAUAUUGCUGUAAUAUUGCAAAAAAGAAUAAAAGAAUAUGAAGGCUUAAUCAUGUUAAUGUUGUAUUCCACCAGGAAAAUGCACCUAUAAUCUAUAAAUCUGUUGUCGCCAUGACGACAAUGCAUGACUGUAGCUUUGAACU
Haliotis rufescens (red abalone) is the source of this 3031-nucleotide messenger RNA. RefSeq names its product gastrula zinc finger protein XlCGF57.1-like. The record is from RefSeq and is a predicted model, not a curated record. NCBI's taxonomy places the organism in Eukaryota, Metazoa, Mollusca, Gastropoda, Lepetellida, Haliotidae. Gene Ontology annotation, molecular function: DNA-binding transcription factor activity, RNA polymerase II-specific; RNA polymerase II cis-regulatory region sequence-specific DNA binding. The coding region runs from base 1214 to 2611 and encodes 465 amino acids. The transcript has a single exon. Gene Ontology annotation, biological process: regulation of DNA-templated transcription.